Molecule: messenger RNA, 408 nt
Organism: Choloepus didactylus (southern two-toed sloth)
Lineage: Eukaryota; Metazoa; Chordata; Mammalia; Pilosa; Megalonychidae
Gene: PIRT
Product: phosphoinositide interacting regulator of transient receptor potential channels
Exons: 1
Coding region: 1-408 (135 amino acids)
Biological process (GO): phosphatidylinositol-mediated signaling; positive regulation of cation channel activity
Molecular function (GO): phosphatidylinositol bisphosphate binding; transmembrane transporter binding
Source: RefSeq, a predicted model, not a curated record
AUGGAGGCUGUCCCCCAGGCCCUGGAGGUCGAUGAGAAGUCCCCGGAGUCCAAAGACCUCCUGCCCAGCCAGACAGCCAGCUCGCUGUGCAUCAGCUCCCGGAGUGGCUCCGUGUGGACCGCCGCCCCCCGCAGUAACUGGGAGAUCUACCGCAAGCCCAUCGUCAUCAUGUCCGUGGGUGGUGCCAUCCUGCUCUUCGGUGUGGUCAUCACCUGCCUGGCCUACACCCUGUCUCUGGGGGACAAGAGCAUGGCGGUCCUCAAGAUGACAGGGCCCGCCUUCCUGUCUCUGGGACUCAUGAUGCUGGUGUGUGGGCUCGUGUGGGUGCCCAUCAUCAAGAAGAAGCACAAGCAGCGGCAGAAGUCAGUCUUCUUCCAGAGCCUCAAGUCCUUCUUCCUGAAUCGCUGA